AUGAACCCUCAUGUUGAAGGUGGGUCAGCUGGACAAGCUAAUGCAAGCAAUCAAAAUUAUUGUAGGCAUCACCUUUCUAGUGAAACACAGGAGAGGCUGCUUCCCUUAUUUCCCCUCUUUGCUACUGAGGAAGGGUUUCCUGAGCCAGAAGUGAAUCUUCCUCAACAAGGUGGCAACAACAUUGGUGCCACAACUGAUGUUCCACUUGAGGAAACCCCUAAUGUUGUAGCACCGGAAUCAAACAUUUUCUCUUCAAGGCCCCUUGCUGGAAAUCCUCUGGAAAAUGUCGACUUGUGUCUGAACAUUGGUUUCAGCCGUCAGGCUGCAGCAAUAUCUUCUGCUGUGAUUCCAAGUUCAAAUCUUGCACGUAGCGUGCAUGGAAGCAACUCAAACUCCGUGAGCAUUCCAAGAAAAAGAGGUUCUGGAGAAUUUCAUCGGGGUGAAAGUUCAAACAUGGGUGAAGGGACAGGAGAGGUCAAAAGACUUGCUACUGAGUCUCAGGUGAGAGCUAACAACAAUGUGAACCCGUCACCACCAUCACUUUCUUUGGUGCAACAAGAGUAUCAAUUCCUCCGUGGCCCCCAUGUUAAUCCAAACAAUGAAGGGACACCUUUUCCUACACCCAAUACCCCUGACGGGAUGACUAAUACUGAUGAUGAAAGAAGAGGUUAUCAUGCUCCGAUACCAAGUCACGCGAGUUUGCCUUUCAACGGAACCUCAUCACAUUCCCAACUGUUUCCUCUGCAACCCUCACAUUCCGUUCGGCCUCUAUCCCUUCUCAGUAAUUCAUUCAUGUCCAGUUCUAUCCCCAACCUUAACAACCCAACCGUGCGGAAUGCUCAUCACUUAAUAUCCUCUCCGUGUCCUCACGCUAGAAUCGAUAAUAUGAUUCCAUUUUUUGAACAUAGAAAUGACAUGUUUGGUCCUCUAGUUACAUCCAGUUAUCGACCAAACGGGUCUUACGUUGAUAGUGAUCGAGAGACUAUUAGAAGGGCUCUUCUUUAUGGUCUCCGUCAGUUCGAAGCCCCGGAAUCGGAACCACUGCAAUUACUACCUGGAAUUAUGGGCAAUGGUGGCAGAGUUAGUAAUGCUGGAGCCAAUACGUACCACCCUCUGAGUGAUUAUAGCGCUACAGCUUGGUUUCUUCCACAGGGCUCACGAGGAACGAACCAUUCUGCUCCAGCAAGUAGUUCUGGCACUCAGAAUCAUCAUAGGCCAAUACCACAAUCUCCUUCUCUUGAAUCACUAAGGGAGCUUCCAUCUGAGAUUGAGCACCCUGGAGUAUUUGGGACGUCGCAAGCAUUCACGGGACUAAGUCUGGAAACGAUAAUGCAGUUCAUGGAGCGUGAAAUUUUCUUGGUUGAUGAAGAUGUCUCAGAAGAAACUAAAGAAAGAUGUCCCGUCUGUCUGGAAGAAUUUUGCAGGGGAGAGGAUAUUGGGAAGCUGCAUUCGUGUGUUCACAAGUUUCACUUUGAUUGCAUCAAAGAGUGGCUCAUGCAGAGGAAUCUUUGCCCCGUCUGCAGAAGAACCGCGUUGGAAAGGCCUAAUGACCCAAGUCUACUAUAUAUACUUUGA
Vigna umbellata (rice bean) is the source of this 1575-nucleotide messenger RNA. RefSeq lists its product as uncharacterized. Lineage: Eukaryota; Viridiplantae; Streptophyta; Magnoliopsida; Fabales; Fabaceae. The record is from RefSeq and is a predicted model, not a curated record. Gene Ontology annotation, molecular function: ubiquitin protein ligase activity.